AUGGUAAUCUGUAAUACCAGAGAGGCGUGUGCUAUGGGCCUGCUGGAUUCAAUCGAGCUGGAUACUAAUGAAGAUGAAAGGGAGGAAGUGAUUGAGCAUGAAGGUUCGUCAAGUAGAAAACCAGAAACAAUAGAAGAAAAUGAGGAGGAGAAGAGUGAUGUGAUUGGUAGCGAUGCUACAUCUGGAGGAAUGUAUAAUGAAGAUGACGAAGAAGGCAGUGAGGAUAGGAGUGAAGAUAGGAGUGAAGAUGGGAGUGAAGAUGGGAGUGAUGAGGAUGAGUGUAUGGGACGGUCUAAUGGAUCCUUGGAAAUAGAAAUCCAUCCUGAAAAUGAAACCAGCGAGAUCGAACGUUCAAAGAGGAAUGAAGAAAAUAGCGGAUGGGCUGAAAGUCGUGAAGAAGAAGACGGACAACAGAAAGAAGAGGACGAAGAAGAGGACGAAGAAGAGGACGAAGAAGAGGACGAAGAAGAGGACGAAGAAGAGGACGAAGAAGACGACGAAGAAGACGAGCAGCAGAUUCUGUCGAGUAGUGACUCUGACGAAAGGCCCUCUGGUUUAGAAGAGUCCCUUGAUGGACAUUCGACGUCGAAUGAAAGGGAAACCAUUUCACAAGAGCUUCUUGAUAGAUUGCAUGAAUCUGAAAUAAUCGCUGAUACGCCAGGCAUUGACAAUUUCAAUUCUGCGUCACCGAAGAGCAGAACAGUCGACAGCCAAGAGAGAGAUCAGGGACAAUCACGAACCGAUAGAUCGGAUGACGAUCUUCGCCAGGAAUUCCUCAAAUUAGCGAAUCUGGCUUGGGGGGUUCCGCCAGUCGCCGUUCUCGAUGAAAUAGUUCAAGAUGACAUCGCUCGAGAAGAUCGAAGUAUCGCUAAACGUUUAGGCGGAUGGGAAACGUUUCUUCAAAUUAAAGACCAGCUGGCCGCAACUGACAAAGGUGAUACGCACGAUCUUAUUGAUGUUUAUCUUAUUGAUGUUUAUUAUUCUUAUUGA
Molecule: messenger RNA, 990 nt
Organism: Condylostylus longicornis
Lineage: Eukaryota; Metazoa; Arthropoda; Insecta; Diptera; Dolichopodidae
Product: cilia- and flagella-associated protein 251-like
Exons: 3
Coding region: 1-990 (329 amino acids)
Source: RefSeq, a predicted model, not a curated record